AUGUUGCACAUGACCUCAUUGAUCAAAAACAUGUCACCACGCUCGACAGCUAGGCUUUCGUUUCACUGCAAUCCAUUCGGCCAGUAUCGUAUCCAAGGCGCUGCUCCUCCUACAAUCGUUCGAUCUGUCUGACGGUUCUUCGAAGCCGCUGCUCAACCAGCUCCAAUAGUCAUCAUUGGCUGUAGUUCUAGAAAAGAAGAGAUUGAAAGACCAGAUGGCACAGAUCGACACCAACCAGGAUCUUCCGCCAGACUAUACGGUAGAUGCUGGUACUGUCUCAGAGAACUUGCCGCCAGAUACACUCCGCCUGGCUGGCCGAUUCGUCCACUCCGCCAACACCCGGAAUGCGGAUGCGCCGGGAAUCUUCGAGAUCAACCACCAGAUAGACUUCUUACGAGAAACCGAUAGACUAGUGGAGUUCAGCCGCAUCGACUACAGCAUCAAGAGACGUCUCAAUGAGUCGAACCAUCUGCCCGAAAUUGUCACAAACUCGAGGCACAUCUUCAACUUGGAGCGCCCUCCAGCCAUUCUCCAGGAGACUUUCCCGUACUACAUCAAACCAACAUCUCGAAGUGGCCUGGGCAGCAUUGGGCUCAAGUUUUUGAAAGUCGGCAAAAGCGAAUGCAAGGCCUGGCUGGUGGGCCGGCGAAAGGCGAGUGACAGGACCGAGUAUUACGAGGCGCGAGAGCUACUGUUCGACGUUCGCCGCAAUAACCAAGUUUUCGACUGGCUUGACGGGAAUGGAACACGAAUAGCAGUUGAGGAGUCCAAGAGCGGCAUGUACAGUCUCAAUAUACUGGUAUCCCUGGACCGGGCGAUGCGAGAUGCGCUGGCGGCCGUGUGGUGUACCAGGCUUUGGUAUGUGCGAGCUGUGUUGUUCCAUAAGAAACGUACCUGACCUCCACCAGGGAAACACAUCAUGCAAACCUGCACAUGGGAUCUGCCAAAAUGAGAUUUGGGGCCAAUGGUUGAACUCAGGGCGUGUCUCUUCAACUUUGUAACUUAUACCUUACAUAUAUCAACAGCCAAGACCUUGUGAUACCCCCUACUUCCCAUUUAAACUGCAUUCAACCACUUUACGCGGCGACAUUCGCAGUUCACCACUACCACCAGCCAUCUUCCCG
Molecule: messenger RNA, 1124 nt
Organism: Colletotrichum acutatum
Lineage: Eukaryota; Fungi; Ascomycota; Sordariomycetes; Glomerellales; Glomerellaceae
Exons: 3
Coding region: 215-898 (227 amino acids)
Source: RefSeq, a predicted model, not a curated record